Anopheles funestus (African malaria mosquito) is the source of this 2741-nucleotide messenger RNA. RefSeq lists its product as uncharacterized. The record is from RefSeq and is a predicted model, not a curated record. Bases 787 to 2448 code for a protein of 553 amino acids. The transcript is spliced from 5 exons. Lineage: Eukaryota; Metazoa; Arthropoda; Insecta; Diptera; Culicidae.
UUGGUAAAGCAAAAACACACCACGUGUUCGAAACACAUUAGAAACCAUUCAGACCUUUUCCACAAACUGAUCAUGCCGCGAGAGCGCGAAAGAAAAUGAAAACGGUGUGGGCAUCCCCACACGCCACCGUAAUGCUGUCUCCCCGCCAAAUGGGAAACGGGGCCCGUUUAAGCACACUCCGGGCAGUGGGAAUGAGACGGAAAGCUGCACCACACGCAAUGCCGGUGUUGGCCUAACCUGGGGAAGGGGUAAACACAACCACCAACCACCAGCGCUCAGCAGCAAAAACGGCGACGGCAGCCGAUGAUGAUCAUGAUUUAAAAUUUAAUUCAUUUUCAAAUCAAGCGAUCAUUCGAUCUGCAACAGCAUAACAAUACGCAAGCAGACACUUUUCCUGUCGAUCGGCCGAAAAGGGGGCAAGAAAAGGAAGCAAGAAAGGAUAAAACGACGCGCUAAGGACGGGUGUGCGAAUAUUCGCGUGCGUGCGUUUUUUUGUACGUUUUUCCUCGAGUGUCCUGUGGAUAUUGAUGUGUGAUGGUUUAAGUUGUUUUUCCAUUUUGCAAGUGCUAGGUUUUGGCAGCUAAAAAACGAAAAGAAAAUAGUGUGUCACCCGUAGUUGAGGAACGGCUUUGAACGUUAUGCGUUACCGUCAGCGAAAACUGGAUACAUUAGCCGAGCGAAGUGAAUUCCCAUAAGGUGCACCCGUGCAGCCGUUACAGUAACGCAGCAGUUAGCAGCUAAUUAUUUUUAAGAUUAACACAAUAAGCGCCGUAAAUCACAACUGCGAUGCGCCGCAACCGAGUGUGGCCGUGUGCUGUGUUGCUGAUUGUUGUCUGCGCGGAAGCGACCGAUGCUCACGGGCAUGGUAGCGUGGAAACGUUGCUAGCGCAUGACAUUACAUCGAACGAAGCACCGAGGGAUGAUUUCAAUAACGAUUUAGCUCGAAACUUUCACUCGCCACGGUUGGAAUACAACGAAUGGUUGCCGGUAGGACGAGGUGAUCCACUGAAGAAUGAUCCAACGUACGACUACAGUCCACCGGUGUUGGACCGAGUGCGCUACUGGUCAGACGGCGCAAAGGAUAAAACAUCCGGCAACGACAUCCUGCUGUUGGGCGUGCCGUCAAAAAAGACGAUCGGCGUCACCAAGGAAUGGAACAGUUUGCCCGUGCGCCGUAAUUACUACUCGGCGGCACAUCAACAUCAUGCGGUUGCAGGUCCGAAUCAAUUGCCCCAUACCGUACUGAUGCCACCACCGCUUAACAACUAUCCUGCCGGGAUAGAAGGGGCUGGAUUCUGGGGUGGUAGUACUUCCGCCUCUCAACGAGUCGAUACACAACCGGGAGAUGGUUUCAAAUACCGUCCUGCAAGCUCCUAUCAAGGACAAUUCGCUGCUGGCAAGCCACAUCCGGAGCCACCCAUUUCUCAACCCAUUACGGCACAAUUUCAUCAUCAUCAUCAACCACAGCUGCAGGGUGGUAGUGGGUUCAACCGCCAACAACAACCGUACGUCACGACGAUUCGUCUAACAACCCCGGCCGGUGACACUGUAAAGCGACCGCUACUGAAGACAAUUCUACAAAAUGAGCAUUCCUAUCCGUUCACUAAAACCGCUAUGAGCAGUACGGUGACCGAGUACACUUCCGGUGGGUUCUACGAUGCACAAAAUAUCAACGCCAUGGCCCAAACGAUCUUUCAUCCUCCGCAAACCACUGAGUACCUUCAAUCGCAACCGCUGCAGCAAAGCAUUAAUACGGCCCCGAAAUUAAAUAAAGAUAUUCGUACCCAACAUGUCACGCAUGCCGGUCCGUUUGUAACACCAGUAAGUACUCACCUGCCAACUAUGAUGUCGACAACGACCACGCGAAGCCCGACAAUGACGGUACCGAGCACAUCCAGCACAACACACACUAUGGUAACGACACAGCCUACUCCACCAGCCAUGACGACCGAUUCGAUUUUUUCACACUACAAACAACCAGCGACUCCGGAACGUUGGUCACCGUACCUUAUCAUCGAGGGCCACUCCAAGGUUAAAACCUAUGGUUUAAACACAAACGAUACACUAAUGCAACUGCCGCGUAUGGUUCCGGUUGCUAGCACGAAAGAUCCGAUCGUACGUCAUGUGGUUAACCGGGAUCCGGAAACCGGAGCCGAACUGCGCGUAACGCACAUCGCUACUAAACGCCCUCCAGUGUACGAGGUGCACACGGAAGCGGGUCCUCGACCUGUGAAAAACAAUGACUUAGUAAAGCUGCAACAAGAUGGUGGGCCAAUCAACACACUACUCACACUGCUCGAUGAAGCUUCCUAUGACGAUAUGCUGAAGGUGGAAGGAACCGCAGAAAACGCACUGGAUGGUAGUGCGGCCACUUCCGCCAGUAAGGAUAGCAAAACGCGUCGAAAUGUUCGCGUCACGAGACAAAUUUACCGGCUCGAACGGCCAUGAUGCGCCGGUACGACGCGAUAGAUACAAAGCUAUCCUUUUGCACCCCUUUUCCCCAAAUGCGACACAAGCAGCACAAUCUCAAUGGCCAUAUACUUACUGCAAAGAUAGAACUACUUUCACUAUUACUGCACAUGAAAUAAAUCGAACAAAACAAAACCAUAGUUUAGAAAACCGACGCCACCGACCGCGGUGAUAACAGAGAGAUCAACACAAACUAAACGUCAUCGUCUCGUUACUGCGCUUAGUAUGCGCUUGAUUAGCCAGUUACGAGUUUUAUCUGCACAAAGAUCAUC